This is a messenger RNA of Aegilops tauschii subsp. strangulata, 735 nucleotides long. The record is from RefSeq and is a predicted model, not a curated record. NCBI's taxonomy places the organism in Eukaryota, Viridiplantae, Streptophyta, Magnoliopsida, Poales, Poaceae.
UGCUAUCUCUCCCACACGGCCAGACUCAAACCGCACUGCCUAGCCAGUGCUGCACACGUCGAGCAAUAUGGCUUUGAAAAACUCUGCCGUCCUCCUCAUUGGGCUUCUUCUCUCUUGUGUUGCCACGAGCAGUGCGGCGAGAAUCCUGGAAGAGACCGUUCCGUCAAAGGAGGAGCACCAGCCUGAGGUGCCACCGCUUCCUAAGGUAGAAUUGCCACCGUUUCCGGAAGUGCACCUACCGCCUAAGCCUGAGCUUCCCAAGGUGGAGUUGCCGCCGGUCCCGGAGGUGCACUUGCCACCUAAGCCUAAGUUGCCCAAGGUGGAGUUGCCUCCGGUCCCGGAAGUGCACAUGCCACCCAAGCCGGAGCUGCCCAAAGUGGAGCUGCCGUCGGUCCCUGAGGUACACCUGCCACCCAAGCCGGAGUUGCCCAAGGUAGAGCUGCCAACAUUCCCGGAGGUUCACAUGCCACCCAAGCCGGAGAUGCCCAAGGUGGAGCUGCCGCCGAAGCCCGAGAUGCCCACUGUUCCCGUGUUCCAUGUCCCGGAGUCGGAGCCCAAGCCGUGAGAAUUGGCUUAUCAAUAUUGUUGCCUUGUUAUACCUCCUCUGCUCCUCGUACAUGUACCUAUUGUCGUGUUGUGUCGAUGAUCUGAUUGUUUAAUUGUGGUUUUCAGCUAGUGUUGUGAGUGAUCCUUAUAUAUUGGUAUAUAUGGGAAAUAUAUAUUUUGUUCUCACAA